AUGAACGAAUGGACUACUGAAGAAAGACCCUACAAUCAAGUCACAAAAUACAAUGGUGGUGGUAGCUCACCUCAAGGAAGAAAUAAAAUUUGGAGUUCUUUCCGAGGUAAUUUUGGCAAAAGGAACCCUCGUUAUGAACAUGGUGGAUAUGAGCCUUGGCCUUCACACCGCCGGGAGGAUGAUGGAAACAUGGUGAUGAGGGAUGUCCAGGAGGACCCCCAAAUUCCCUAUGGGCGAAAGUAUGACAAGACGUGGCUAAUGGAUUCAGUCCAGAGCCAUUGCAGUGUCCCCUUCACUCCAGUGGAUUUCCACUACGUGAAAAACUGGGCUCGGUUCUUUGUCCAAGAUGCUGGCGUUGCCUCUGCAUUAAUGGAAGUCAGCUACAAGAUUUGUGACCAUGAGAACCGAAAGAUAUCUAUCUUGGUCAGUCCCUCUGCUGAGCCGUACUCUGUGCAGUAUAAGUUGGAGCCCAAAGAAAUGGAGCAGCUAAAGCUGACCAUGAACAAACGAUAUGAUGUCUCCCAGCAAGCUCUUGAUCUCCAGAGGAUUCGCUUUGACCCAGACUUGGUGGACCAUGAUAUUGAUAUAAUCCUGAAUCGAAGAAACUGCAUGGCUGCCACCCUGCAGAUCAUCGAGAAGAAUUUCCCCAAGCUAUUGUCUUUAAACUUGUGCGACAACAAAGUGUACCGGCUGGAUGGCCUGUCUGACAUUAUACAGAAGGCCCCCACAGUCAAGAUCCUGAACCUCUCCAAAAAUGAGCUGAAGUCAGCCAGGGAGUUGGACAAGAUGAGAGGACUGAGACUUGAAGAGCUGUGGCUGGAAGGGAACCCCUUGUGUGACACCUUUCAAGACCAGUCCACCUACAUAAGAGCCAUCAGGGAAUAUUUCCCCGACUUGUUAUGCCUGGAUGGCCAGGAGUUACUCCAACCAAUUAUGGUUGAUAUUGACACCCCCUACUUAAUAAAGCCCUGCAAGGAAAGCUAUAAACGAUGUGAGACCCUGAAGAAUCUAGUCCUGCAAUUCUUGCAGGAGUAUUAUUUGAUCUAUGACUCUGGAGACAGACAGGGUCUUGUCGGUGCUUACCACGACGAGGCCUGCUUCUCCCUGACCAUUCCCUUCAACCCCGAGGAUGCAGCCCCAAACAGCUUGUGCGAGUACUUCAAGGAUAACAGGAAUAUAAAGAAGCUCAAGGACCCCUACCUGCGGGUUCAGCUGCUGAAACACACAAAAGUUGACAUCGUGCGCUCCCUCUGUGUGUUGCCCAAAACUCAGCAUGACUUCAGCUCCUUCUCGGUGGAAACUUGGUUCCAGACGGAAAGGAUGCUCUGCUUCUCUGUCAAUGGGGUGUUCAAGGAAGUGGUAGGAGAGUCUCAGAGUUCUGUCCAUGCCUUCACACGGACCUUCAUCGCUAUCCCUGCCAGCAAUUCCAGUCUAUGCAUCGUGAAUGACCAGCUGUUUGUGAGGGACACCACCCACAACGAAACUCAGAGUACAUUCUUCAUCCCAGUUCCCACACCCACCUCCAGCUCCAUGCCCACCCUCUCCCAGGAGCAGCAAGAAAUAGUGCAGGCUUUCUCCACCCAGUCUGGGAUGAACCUACGGUGGUCUCAGAAGUGCCUUCAGGACAAUGAGUGGAACUACACCAGAGCUGGUCAGGUCUUCACUAUGCUCAAGCCUAAGGCCAUGCCCAUGACUGGGGGUGGAGGCCUGGCUGACCAAGAACCCAAAGUUAACUUUUAG
Molecule: messenger RNA, 1740 nt
Organism: Ceratotherium simum simum (southern white rhinoceros)
Lineage: Eukaryota; Metazoa; Chordata; Mammalia; Perissodactyla; Rhinocerotidae
Source: RefSeq, a predicted model, not a curated record